Molecule: messenger RNA, 2319 nt
Organism: Westerdykella ornata
Lineage: Eukaryota; Fungi; Ascomycota; Dothideomycetes; Pleosporales; Sporormiaceae
Exons: 1
Coding region: 186-2237 (683 amino acids)
Molecular function (GO): protein binding
Source: RefSeq, a predicted model, not a curated record
CCGACCCUUCUUUUUGGAGCAUCCUACACUCCACUCUGACUACUUAGGUAGUUUACUUUGUACAACUGUUAGCCACUCUCUGUAUACGUUCCAGGUCGUAUGAAUCCUCCCACCGCCCUUUCUCUGCACCGCGACGCCAUCCGCGCUACUCGUCUCCAUAGUCACGUCCGUCCCAUGGGGACUCGAUGAGCUCUGCACAGCUGCCACAGACGAAGGGAGACACGCAGUACAAUGUCCGCGAUGCAGCCCUCCUCGGCGCCUCUUCUGCCUUUGCGAAACCCGCCCUGAAGCCGAAACCCCUGCCAAGCACCUAUACCAGCGGAAACAACGGCGCUUUGCUCGCAGCUGCAAAAGCUGGAUCUGGCAUGUCGCGCAGCGCUCCGAGCCAGCCGGAAGCAUCUCCACUGCAGAGGGAUGGGCCUGGUGCAACCCGUCCUUCUAAGCCGCCCUCUCCGCCCCGACUUCCCACCCCGUCGACCAGCUCACGCCCCCUGGGUAUGCCGGAAGGCCCCAACGCCGACCGCACACCGUCACCUUCGAACAUUGCUGCGAAGAUUGCGGCCGCAAGAUUCAGCCCCAUGAAGCCCAGCACACCUCAGAUACUAGAGGAGCGCAGUGUCGACGAGAAUGAUAUGUUCCCUCCCCCUGGGAGCGUUAGCAACGUCCUGGCGCAGCUGGAACAGCGUCCGUUGGAACAGGCACCGCUGAGGAGACCAGGCAACACCCAGCCACGCUCUUCCACUGCGAGCACUAUCCACAUGGCGGAAGAGACGCAGACGGACAGUGAACCUCUUCCGCCUGCUAGUGGCCAUGUCAGAACUCCGGCAGAGCCACCGGCUGCCCCACGGAAACAAGUUUCUGUUCCUCCUGUCAGGUCACCAAAACCCCAAAGGGCAUACCAUCUUUCGUUCGAUGAAAAGGUCGAGCCUCCCCGAGAGACCGAGGCUACGCUAGUCAAGCUUUCGGAGAAGCCAAAACCGGCAGUGAAGCCCAAACCAGGACCAGUUUCUAUGGAUUCCGGGCAUGAUGGACUGAAACUGCGCAAAGAAGGGCCUCUUGUUCCGCUUCUACCCCAGAAAUCGCUUCCAUCGACAGCGGCAGGUCCUAUUGCUCGGCCCAAACCACCGCAGCAGGAAAAACACCACUUGUCUGAGGUAAACCUGGAUAACGCGACUCGUCCAGUUCGUAUCCAGAGUCGUGUGUCCAGCACAAUGUCUGUAGAAAGUACUGGAAAUGCAUCCUCAGCAUCGUCCUACAUGUCCGCUCAGGAGCAGCUGGAAGAAGUAAAGGAGAAGGGCAAGCCGGUGCCUCCACCUCCUCGCCGGUCUACCAAAGGGCCUAGUGGGUCACUCGCAAGCCGUGAUCGUCCGAAAGCAGCACCAGAACCGCCUCAACCCCUUCAAAGGCCAGCAUCGAACAGCCAGUUUCCCUUGCCUAUCUCUAGGAUAGACCACUCUUCACCGGUGGAAACGGCGCUCCACUCCAAUUAUCAACGGCAGUCAGCUAAACAGGUGACCAGACACCUCACGGGGGAGUCUCUUUCCAACGCCAUGAUAGGUGCAGCCCUAGCCUCCUCCCGGACGGCAUCUCCUGGACCGACACCGGCUCUACGCGCCCAACUUCCUCCUCGAAAACAUCAUCCUCAUCAUCCUCAUCAUCCUCAUCAUCACCAUUUGCCUCUGCACCACGAUCGUUCACCGUCGCCUCAGAAGCCGACGGGUAAACUGCGAACAACGCUCCGGAAAGAGCCGUCCUCGUCUGACGAGAAGGACGACGCCGAGAAGUACAAGAGAAAAGGUACGAGGGUUAUGGGGAUGAGGAAGAAGCACCCGAACAAGCAUCAUGAAGGCACUCGCAAACGCUGGCGCGACAUUGUUACCGAGCGCGAGCGUAAGCGAUAUGAGGGCGUAUGGGCGGCGAACAAAGGUCUAUACAUUCCAUCCUCCGACGCUCCUCAGGCCGCACGCAGUAUCUACCUCGAUGACCCCGCGCACGAUGUCCUGAAUUUGGUGGUCAGAGAGAUCUGGCAGCGGAGUCGACUAGCGGACCACGUGUUGGAAGAAGUGUGGGACCUGGUGGAUGCGAGGGGGCUCGGCCGUUUGCGGAGAGAGGAGUUUGUCGUUGGCAUGUGGCUCAUCGAUCAGAGGCUCAAGGGGCGAAAGCUUCCCCUCCGCGUCAGUGAGAGUGUGUGGGGCAGUGUCCGAGGAGCUGGAGUCAAGAUUCGCGUCCGAAGAUAGAGGUACAUACUGUCGGUAGUGCGGCGUUUAUGCGUGUUAGUUUUAGAUACCCCCUAAUAUUGAGUUGCGAUUCCUGUAUGAU